CUCAGCAGGCUGUAACCAGCAGGCUGUAACUCUCCCAUUCUACAUCUAAAGGUAUUCUUCAGGAUUCAGAUCCAGUGAUUGGGAAGACCACUGAACAAGGAUGAACUAAUUGUCUUGUUCAUGAAACCAGUUUGAAAUGACUGAUUUGUGAACGAUCGCAAAGAUCCUGCAUGCUCACUGAACACUCAUCUUUCUGUUCUCGGCUCACAGACGUGAAACUUGAUGUGCUCUUCUUCUGUUGAAUGUGUUGGGCAUUCUGAGAUACUCAUCACAGUUGUGCAGAGUUGCUAUCUGGAUAUCCUCAUUCAACCUCUCAACAACAACAUGGCACUUCUGGCCACAGAUCAUAUGUCUCCCCAAUCUGAGGGUUGAUGUGAACAUUAGCUGAAGUUGCUGGUCCACAUCUUACACCAUCUUUGUAGGUCAGCAGUGCGAUACAAUCUUACUACAGCCUCGAUUCAAAAAGGUGUUUUUUCCACUUAAAACCCAUUUUUACUUUUAAAAUUUACUUUCUCAAAUGUGAUAUUGUUGUGCUGUUCUGCGCAUAACACAAGUACACACACACACACACACACACACACACACACACACACACACACACACACACAAACACACACACACAAGUACACACACUCACACCCACACACACACACACACACACACACACACACACUCACACGCACACGCACACACACAAGCGCGCAGUGUCGCGCGCACUACCCAAUCAAACUGGCUCCGCACAUCUGGUGAAGACACAAGACUCAGUAGAGAAUGUCUCCAAGAGAAUCAUUAAAGAGUCGGCUCUCAAUCUUCGCCUAAAAGAGAGUCGAGCUGUUCGCGAAUGACACUAUACUGGAUAAUCACAUAGAUCUGCUGGCUUCAGUCUGGUUUUACACGCUGUGGCAAAACAAAACAAUCCAAUUCCUAAUGGAUGUCUAUUCUUCCAAACUUUCUCCCGCGGUGGAUUAUGGAGCCGGUUCCUUUCUGCUGCUGAUAGCUAUUUUGUCCAUUGUGGGGAAUCUCCUGGUCCUUUUCAUGGCAUAUAAGAGAUCAUCUCAGAUGAAGCCCCCAGAGUUUCUCAGCGUGAAUCUGGCAGUGACAGAUCUUGGUGCAGCAGUGUCUAUGUACCCUCUGUCUGUAGCUUCAUCGUGGAAUCAUUCCUGGUUAGGGGGUGAUGCCACCUGUAUUUACUAUGGCUGGAUGGGAUUCUUCUUUGGGGUAGCCAGCAUGGCAACCCUGACAGUCAUGGCUGUAGUGCGCUUCUCUGCAUCUAUGACGCUACAGUCUCAAUCAGAGAAAAUUAAAAAAAGGACGGUGCAGAUGUUGUUGGCAGGCACGUGGCUGUAUGCAUUCUUAUGGGCCAUGUUUCCUUUGAUCGGUUGGGGCAUGUAUGGCCCCGAGCCCUUCGGCCUGUCCUGCACACUGGCCUGGGCAGAAAUGAAGGAGCACAGCCCAUCCUUUGUUAUCAGCAUGUUUACUAUGAACCUGGCCAUCCCAGCCAUCAUCAUUGUUUGCUGCUACUUUGGCAUCACCCUCCAACUCCAUUACUCCUACAAGUCUCUACAGAAUGGCAACGUCACCCAGAAAAAAGUUAAAAUGCAGCGCCGAAUCAUGUUGAUUUCUAUUCUAAUCAGCGCUGGUUUCAUUGGUUGUUGGACUCCCUAUGGGAUAGUGAGUUUAUGGUCGAUCUACUCAACUUCUCCCAUCACACCCUUUGUCAGUAUGUUGCCCUGCCUCUUUGCCAAGACUUCCACUGUAUACAACCCACUAAUCUAUUACAUCUUUAGCAAGUCUUUUAAACAGGAGGUGAAUCAGUUUCUAAAGGCAUGCAAUAAAGCCCAGGCACAUCAUGGCUCUAAGUCAAACCUCACAGAGAAUAAAAUCUACAUGGUGUGUAAAGAAACCACAGUCAAAGAAGAGCUACAGAUGGAGCAGUUGGUUGAAAAGCACUGAGACAGAUGAUGUUACACAAUUCAUGCCUAUACAAUAUUCAUAACUCUGGGAUUUCUUUUUCCAUGUACUGCUUUUGUGUUUUAUUAAUUUGCCUGUAUGUCUGCUUGUUUAAGUUUUGGUUAUAUUUUGGUUAUACUGAAGUUUAAUUAACUAGCCAUCACAUAAGUUAACAUCAUUGGAAGAGUAAUUUCAAUUCUAAUAAUAUUUAGGACUAUGGGUGAAAUAUUCUAAAUAUAAUUCACUCUUUAUUUGUAAGGAAUAAUUUUUAUUUGUCAGUGAUACAAUCUUUGUUCUCAUUUCUUUCUGCAUGAUUUUGGAUAUCUGUAUUGUAUAAUUAUUGAUAGUCAUCGAUUUUGUUCUUGACACUGGAUCCAAAAAUAAUCAUAAAAAUAUAUAUAUUUUUGGUGACAUGUUUGUUCUAGCAAAUGUAUAAGAUGUAUUGUGGAGUACUGGAGAAACAGUUUGAUCAAGUGAUUUGAUUAUUGGGUUUGUGUCUUUUCUAUUAGGGUAGUGUUGGCUUUUCACUGAGAGAUAUGCAAUUAUUUUAGCAGCUCUUAUAAACUGAAUGUUAUAAAUGUGAGUACAUGUUGUACUUUGACCAAACACUACUUGGAUUCAUGUCAUUUUGUAAUUCUUUUAACAUGGUUUACUUUGACAGAGCAGGAAAUAAGCUGUAAUUCAACACAUAAGUAUAUGUAGAAAGAUACGUACACGUAUAUGCACAUAAGUAUAUGUAAAAACAUACAUACAUGCAUAAUUGUUGCUUGCAGUUAUUGUGUUUACAAUGUGAAAAGUCUUUAGCUUACCUGUUAAGCGAAUGCGUCCACUUUGUUAUUGUCAGUAUGCUCACCAAUUUAAUUUCAUUAAAUUGGAUUGUUAUGCAGGUUACAUAAAACAUUUACUAAUCUCUAAUCUAUAACAAAACAGCAAAAUUAGCUAGACAUACAAUAUAUAUAAAAUGUGUUCUUAGCAUUGUAUUAAAUUGUUUUUACAUUGUUAGUGCUGUGUGAAAAUGAUACAAAAGGAAAUAUUUUCAGGUCAAAAAAUUAUUCCUGGCUUUAGCAUACUUUGUUGGAACAGUUUUUGCAAGAUAUUGAACAUAUUCUGCUUGAUGCAUCAUCAGGAAUGCUAUUUGAUAGACAGUAAUUAAAGUGGUCUAAAUAACAGGCUACAUAAAAUAACCACUGUGAAUUAUAAAAGAAUUAGAUUUCAGAAUUAAAUUGAAGUUCAUCCCUUUCUAUAACAGCCAUACAAAUUGCUUGGAUAAUAAUGAAUAAAUUGACUAUCCCCCUCCAGUGAUGCAAUAAUUGCGAAAUUAUUAUUGAUUGCAGCAAACAAUGCUAAAGGAGGGCAGCACAGUGUUCCUCCAUUCUGUGUAAAUACAUCAUUUAGAUAUACAAUUAGCUUUCUUUGUUCUUUGUUG
Molecule: messenger RNA, 3376 nt
Organism: Tachysurus fulvidraco (yellow catfish)
Lineage: Eukaryota; Metazoa; Chordata; Actinopteri; Siluriformes; Bagridae
Product: opsin-5-like
Exons: 4
Coding region: 928-1953 (341 amino acids)
Biological process (GO): G protein-coupled receptor signaling pathway
Cellular component (GO): membrane
Molecular function (GO): G protein-coupled receptor activity
Source: RefSeq, a predicted model, not a curated record